AUGGCUUCUGCUUCACAUCGCUCUAGAAUAUUCUAUAUAAGACCAGAAUCCCAUCUUAUUGGUAUGGUACCCAAUAUUUUGGGAAUUUAUCAUUCCUCUGAUGGGAGCCUAAUUAUUGUUUUGGCUAAUGGAACAAACAUAUACUAUGUUUCCAUUGUUCCAAGAAAUCCUUUUUCCUUUUCGAUUCCACAAGGAAUAUUAACAAAUACACUAAUUCCCAAUUUUUCAUUAUCAUUACCGCGUAUUUUAUGGGACUACACCCCAAGAUUUGCGGAAGUGAAUCAUGCAUUUGAUCGUAUGACAUUGCCACUGCGUCUUACCAAUUUUCCCAUGGGUUUGUUGGCCCUUCAAGACCAGACUGAAAAUGUCAAUACAGGAUUGAGCAGGGAAGUCAUUUUUGCAUGUAUGAAUCUCAUCAUGUAUCAGUCAACAGAAAUAUCUAUAAGUGACGAUAAUGAUACAUGUUCUAUUUGUUUGGAUGACUACUCUGAUGGGCAUAUAAUUGGAAGCGCCGACUGUCACCACACCUUUCACUUUGAUUGCAUCAGCCAAUGGCUCAUGCAAAAGAAUUCAUGUCCCCUCUGCAAAAGGAUUGCAUUGGCAAUUUAA
Solanum tuberosum (potato) is the source of this 609-nucleotide messenger RNA. Its product is annotated as E3 ubiquitin-protein ligase RNF6-like. The record is from RefSeq and is a predicted model, not a curated record. Gene Ontology annotation, molecular function: ubiquitin protein ligase activity. Bases 1 to 609 code for a protein of 202 amino acids. The transcript is spliced from 3 exons. Lineage: Eukaryota; Viridiplantae; Streptophyta; Magnoliopsida; Solanales; Solanaceae.